AUGUCGCAUUCCGACCACGAAAGGACUAUCGAACAGCAGCAGAACCAUUUUGUGCUUCUGAAUCGAUCUCUCCAACCAAAUGACCUCCUCGCACAAACCAAGGCAAAUGACGCGGCUACUGCUCGUCUGCAUCAAGGAUGUGUGACACUGGGAGUCACUGACCACGUCGAGGAAUUUGCGCAACAUCUCUUUCGGGAUUUCUUCAUGCCUGUCACUCCCAAGGUCGUCGGGGUGAUGGAGAGGGCAGGUAUCGCAGCUUGUAUCUGGACCUCUUGUUCCGAACACAAACUCGACAUCAGUAAAGACCAGGUUUGCCUCACCGUCAACAUCGGGAUGGAGCCUCUGCAGUAUUCUCUCGAGAAGGUGCAGGGGUCCUAUGCCAAAUCCAGACAUCGAUAUUUCAAGCGCAAACUUCGUGCCAAGUCAGUAGCAAGAGGUGCCGUCUAUGACCACGCCACCAGACGAAGGAGGAGGUUGUGUGGCAGAGAUGUGACUGGGGAGCUGAGAGCCCAGAUCUUCAUUCUGGCCAGUCGGAUGUGA
Messenger RNA from Fonsecaea pedrosoi CBS 271.37, 540 nucleotides. RefSeq lists its product as uncharacterized. The transcript is spliced from 2 exons. The record is from RefSeq and is a predicted model, not a curated record. The coding region runs from base 1 to 540 and encodes 179 amino acids. NCBI's taxonomy places the organism in Eukaryota, Fungi, Ascomycota, Eurotiomycetes, Chaetothyriales, Herpotrichiellaceae.